Messenger RNA from Racocetra persica, 448 nucleotides. Lineage: Eukaryota; Fungi; Glomeromycota; Glomeromycetes; Diversisporales; Gigasporaceae. The record is from the annotation of a GenBank genome assembly.
AGAUGAAUCUCAAACAAAGAUCACUUUUAAAAUUAUUGAUAAAUAUGAGCCUAUUUGCGAAUCAAAAAAGGCAGGUAGAAAAUACAUCAGGGGUGGCCCCAAUGUUAUACUUACAAAGAAAACGAGACCAGGAUUUUGGGUAGGAAUAAAUGAAAAAUUUCUGGUCAGAGAAGUCAGUGAGCAAUCUGAAGUAGAAAGACUUGAUAUCAAUGCAGUAGUUUAUGGAUUAUAUCAAAUCCGAAAGCCAGAUGUCAAUCGAUUAAUGCCUAUAAAGGAUGGUAAACUUAACUGUGUAGCUGAACGAGUAAUAGAGCAUUUUGAUCAAGCCAAAAGAGGACAUGGACUCACAAAAAUUCGUCAGCAAAAAAUAAAUGAUUGGGAGAAAAAAAUGUGCAUUCCAGGUGCUCGAGUAUGUGAUGUAGCAGAGUUAGAAAAAAUUCUCAAGUAA